GGAUUUAUCCUCUUCGGUUUUGGAAAAAUCAGUCCAUGGCACAAUGUUCUCUUCUUUGUCUUUCUAGUGAUCUAUUUCAUAUCCAUGGCUGGAAAUCUUCUAAUUGUUCUUUUAGUUGUAGUGGAUCAGCACCUUCAUACUCCAAUGUAUUUCUUCCUCGGAAAUUUGUCAUGCCUGGAGAUGUGCUAUAUUUCAAAUAUUUUGCCCAAGAUGAUGGCAGGUUUGAUGACUGAUGAAAACAUGAUUUCACUAACUGGCUGCUAUGUACAAUUCUUUUUCUUUGGGUAUUUAAUGGCAACUGAAUGUUAUCUUCUUUCUGCAAUGUCAUAUGAUAGAUAUUUAGCAAUAUGCAAACCAUUGCACUAUGCAACAAACAUGAACACACAAAUGUGCAUCCAGCUAGCAGUUUGUUCAUGGGUAAAUGGACUUAUAGGCACCCUAACCAUGUUGAGUGUCAUGCUACAGUUGACAUACUGUGGCCCCAAUGAAAUCAAUCAUUAUUUCUGUGAUUCAGUACCACUUAUAAAACUCUCCUGUAGUGACACUGGUCUGGUAGAACUUUUGAGUUUUAUCCUGGCAUUUGUAUUUACUUUACCUCCCUUUCUCCUUACUUUGACCUCCUACAUAUACAUCAUAACUACUGUCUUAAGAAUUCCUUCAACAACAGGGAGGAAAAAGGCCUUUUCCACUUGCUCCUCUCACCUUAUUGUUGUUUCUACUUUCUAUGGGGCUAUAAUGAUUGUGUACAUGUUACCAAAAACUGAAGCACUGAGUGAUCUCAACAAGAUUUUAUCUCUCUUGUAUACAGUCCUGCCCCCCAUUGCCAAUCCUCUUAUAUACAGCUUGAGAAAUAAGGAGGUUAAGGAUGCCUUAAGAAAAAAUGUUAGAAAGAUUCUUGUUCCUGAAAAACUUAGGGAUGUUUACAGUAGAUAG
Messenger RNA from Eublepharis macularius, 933 nucleotides. Its product is annotated as olfactory receptor 5-like. The record is from RefSeq and is a predicted model, not a curated record. Gene Ontology annotation, biological process: G protein-coupled receptor signaling pathway. Gene Ontology annotation, cellular component: membrane. Bases 85 to 933 code for a protein of 282 amino acids. The transcript has a single exon. Gene Ontology annotation, molecular function: olfactory receptor activity; G protein-coupled receptor activity. NCBI's taxonomy places the organism in Eukaryota, Metazoa, Chordata, Lepidosauria, Squamata, Eublepharidae.